GGAGGGAUGUCACGAGUUAUGCGUUAUGGUUAAUGGGUUAUGGGUUUGUGGACACUAAUGGUUGGGUUGGGGUGGGGCUGGGUUUAUGGCGUUUUUUGUUGCUUUGGUAUGGGAGCGGAUUGGUGCGUUUGGGGGUUAAUUGGGCCUGGUUGGUUUGGGAUGGUUUGUUUGGUAUGCUGGUUUUGGGGUUUUAGUUUUGAGUUAUGAGUCUUAGGAGGCUAUUGUGGUGUUGAGUGUUGCUGGGCGGUGGGCGUGUGGAAUGGUAUUGUUUCGAAAAGUUUCCUGGGGGCACUGGAGAGAGCGAGUAGUGGAAUAGGUGUAAAUUUUCGAAUCGGAGCACCACUGUAAAGGAGAUGGCUU
Molecule: messenger RNA, 360 nt
Organism: Aplosporella prunicola CBS 121167
Lineage: Eukaryota; Fungi; Ascomycota; Dothideomycetes; Botryosphaeriales; Aplosporellaceae
Exons: 1
Coding region: 33-194 (53 amino acids)
Source: RefSeq, a predicted model, not a curated record